AUUCAUUAAAAAUUGUUCAUAUUUUGUAAAAACACAUACAAUUUAUCGUAAUUUCUUGAUCCAAUGUGUUCAAUAAAUAAAUUUCACAAUUCAACUAAAAUCCUUUUUAAUCAAUGAAAACCGCAAGUUGCGAAAUUCAAAAUUGUUAAAAUACCUAAGAAAUUAGUAAAGUAAUUGAAAUAACGACGAGACGAUAAAAAACCAAACGCAACAAACAUGUCACGUCACAGAAUUGUACGGACCAUGGACUAUAACGACGAGUAUGACGGUUAUGAUGAUGUCUAUGGUCAUUCCGUCGAUGAUGACAAUUGUAUUUCACCGACAGAUGCACAACAAUGGCUGUAUGAUCGGGCACGAGGUCAGAAUUCGAUGUCUGCAUUUAUGAGGGACAAUAAAGACAUAGCUGAAGAAGAAGAGGAGGGGGAGGAAGAUGCUGACAAAUCUUAUGAUAAAACACGGCGAGAUUCUGAUAAUUUCCAAAUGCCCGUUUUGAAUGAUAUGGAACAGGCCCAAUUGACCUCUUGCAUUGAUGAGGUGCGUAGUGUGGUGGGCGAUGCCGUGUCCGAGAAACGUAUAGUGGAAACAUCGAUUAAAUUUAGUUAUGACAUAAACAAAAUUUUGGAUGAAAUUCUCAAUGAUGAAUGUGAAAAUAAGGCCAAGAGAAUACAACAAGAAGUUCCAAAUCUUCAACCCAAGGGACACGGACCACGUAAACUCGCUAUGGGGGAUAUGGAUAAAUCUUCCGGCUCCGUACCCAUAGUAAAAGUUACCGCAGCUCAGGGUGAGGUGAAGAGAGGUUUUGAUAUUAGUUCUCCCUUACUGCAAAGUUCACCGGCCGCCUCGGGCCGUAAUACUCCUGUAGAUAUUAGUGAGGAUUCGGCCAAAAAAUUGCCAGCAGAUGCAGCAUCAGUCUUCAAAGUUUCUAAAGAACAAGCACAACGAGAUAAUAAACAACUGUAUAGCAAGGAACGUUCAGAUCAAAAGCAUCAUUUCCAUAUGAUUGUUAUUGGGCAUGUGGAUGCUGGCAAAAGUACUCUUAUGGGUCAUUUACUAUUCGAUACAGGCAAUGUAUCGCAAAGAGUAAUGCACAAACACGAACAGGAAUCGAAGAAAAUGGGCAAACAAAGUUUUAUGUAUGCUUGGGUUCUCGAUGAAACUGGGGAGGAGAGAGCAAGAGGUAUUACAAUGGAUGUUGGACAUUUUCGUUUUGAGACUGACAGCAAAGUUAUUACCUUGUUAGAUGCUCCUGGCCAUAAAGAUUUUAUACCCAACAUGAUAUCGGGAGCAACACAAGCAGAUGUUGCUCUAUUAGUAAUCGAUGCCACAAGAGGUGAAUUUGAAUCGGGUUUCGAUUUAGGUGGUCAAACUAGAGAACAUGCUCUGCUAGUACGUUCUCUUGGUGUUAAUCAAUUGGGUGUGGUAAUCAAUAAACUCGAUACGGUGGGCUGGUCUAAAGAACGUUUCGAUGAGAUUGUGCAAAAACUAAAAGGGUUCCUAAAACAAGCCGGAUUUAAAGAAUCAGAUGUUUCGUAUACUCCCUGUUCGGGUCUAACCGGGGAAAAUUUAACUAAACCCGCUACCGAGGAGGCCUUAACCUCUUGGUAUAAAGGACCUCAUUUGCUAGCCGUCAUAGAUAGUUUUAAAAUACCCGAACGUUCAAUAGAUAAACCCUUCCGCAUGUCGGUGUCAGAUAUUUACAAAGGUACCGGUGCUGGUUUUUGUAUUUCCGGUCGCAUAGAGACUGGUGUUUUGGCUGUCAACGAUAAAGUGUUGGUGGGUGCUCUCAGGGAACAGGCUCAGGUUAAAAGUCUUCUAAUCGAUGAAAUGCCUCAAAAUACAGUAUUUGCUGGUGAUCAGGUUGCUGUUACUUUAUCCGGAAUAGAUGCUAAUAACAUUAUGGUGGGCAAUAUCAUAUGUGAUCCUCAACAUCCCAUACCCGUAACUUCACGUUUUCAAGCACGCAUACUCGUCUUCAAUGUCAAAGUACCCAUUACCAUUGGCUAUCCUGUGCUGUUGCAUCAUCAAUCUCUUAUCGAACCAGCUGUUAUUUGUAAACUUAAUGCUCAGAUCCAUAAGGGUACCGGUGAAGUGGUCAAGAAGAAGCCCCGUUGCCUGGGUAAUAAUUCGUGUGCUCUAGUCGAAUUGGAAACCACACGUCCGAUUUGUAUUGAACGUUAUGCUGACUUUAAGGAAUUGGGACGUGUGAUGUUACGUGUGUCUGGUGUUACCAUUGCAGCUGGUAUGAUUACAAAAAUUCGCUAAUACCUCGUCUUCUGUUCUUUUUUUUAUUUUCUAUGGGGAUUGAUAUUGUUUGCGUUUUUGGACUUAAGUGUGUUAGAUUAAAAAAAGAAAAGUUUCAUAUUUUCA
This is a messenger RNA of Lucilia cuprina (Australian sheep blowfly), 2367 nucleotides long. It is a transcript of the gene HBS1, whose product is annotated as protein HBS1. The transcript has 2 exons. The record is from RefSeq and is a predicted model, not a curated record. Gene Ontology annotation, molecular function: GTP binding; GTPase activity. Gene Ontology annotation, biological process: translation. Bases 217 to 2262 code for a protein of 681 amino acids. NCBI's taxonomy places the organism in Eukaryota, Metazoa, Arthropoda, Insecta, Diptera, Calliphoridae.